AUGACGGACGUACGGCCAGAGCAAAAACAUGACCCGAGUCAUGAUCUCAGUGGAAACAACUCAGAAAAGGACGAUGAAACAACACGCAGCCCUAGCCCUGUUGGCGAGCAGAACGAGAAGGCUCCUGUCGAUGCUCAAGGCCGAAGAGAACUGAAAGAGACUGAUGCCCCCGAGAUUCUGGCAUAUGCCUGGCCGACAUGGAAGAAGUGGAUGUACUUGUCUGGCGUUGCAGCCAUCCAGAUUUCCAUGAACUACAACACUUCAGUCUUUCCUAGUGCCGUGACACCUCUGUCAGAGGCCUUCGGUAUUGGUGCACAAGAAGCAAGAACUGGUCAGAUGAUCUACCUGAUCCUGUACUCGUUCGGUUGCGAGCUGUGGGCGCCCUGGUCUGAGGAGUUCGGUCGUUGGCCCAUCCUCCAGCUUUCCAUGUUCCUUAUCAACAUCUGGCAAAUUCCUUGCGCCUUGGCUCCUAACUGGGGAACGAUCCUGGUUUGCCGUGCUUUGGUAAGCAUACUUGUUCGAGAUACGAACUAUCCAAAUGCUGACUUGGAGAUAGNNGGUGGUCUCUCUACUGCUGGCGGUAGUGUCACUCUUGGUCUUAUUGCCGAUUUGUAUCAGCCUGAGGAGCAACAGUACCCUCUGGCUUUCAUUGUCUUGUCCUCUUGUAUCGGUACCAGUAUCGGAGGUGUCAUUGGCGGACCUAUUCAGCGCUUCCUCGAGUGGCAAUGGUUCUUCUGGAUUAUGCUCAUCUUUGGUGGUGUCGUCCAAGCCGUCCAUUUCUUCAUGCCCGAAAGUCGUUCGACUAUUCUCCUCGACAGAGAAGCCAAGCGUCGUCGUAAGACUGGCGAGGAUCCCAACAUCUACGGUCCCAAUGAACUCAAGUCGCCGCGUAUCUCGCUCAAGGAAGCCGGCAAGGUCUGGAUUCGUCCCUUCGAGAUGUUUCUCCGCGAACCUAUCGUACUUUGCCUGUCUCUUCUUUCCGGUUUCUCUGAUGCUCUCAUCUUCACUUUCCUCGAAUCCUUCCCGGAAGUGUACACCAAGUGGGGAUUCGGAAUUCUUGCACAGGCUUGGGCUUUCAUCCCCAUCAACCUUGCCUACUUCCUCGCCUAUCUCAUGUACCUCCCAUGCUUCAUGCGUGACAACCAGAUUCGCAGGAGGAAGGGUCCUGAUUGCUUCAUGCCAGAGCGUCGUCUCAAGGUGCUGCUAUGGCUCGCUCCUUUGGAACCCAUUGGCCUGAUAGGCUUCGCCUGGUGUUCCCUUGGCCCUGCCUACAACGUCCACUGGAUUGCUCCCAUGAUCUUCUCCACCCUCGUCGGAAUUGCAAACUAUGCCAUCUACUUUUCAUCGGUUGACUACAUGAUCGCCGCAUACGGUGUUUACUCCGCCUCGGCCUGUGGUGGUAACGCCUUUGCUCGUGACUUCUUGGCUGGUGUCUCGGCCAUGUACGCCACUCCUCUUUAUACAAACAUUGGCGGACAUCCUACAGAAUACGCCAGUACUAUUCUCGCUGGAGCAUCGGUUUUGGUCGUGAUACCAAUCUACGUCUUCUACUGGAAGGGACCCGUCAUUCGUGACAGAUCGAAGUUCGCAAAGACCCUGGCAGAGGACCGCAAGAAGGAGGGAGUACGUCGUCUCAGUUAUGCCGACAACUUGCCUGCUUAA
This is a messenger RNA of Aureobasidium vineae, 1662 nucleotides long. The record is from the annotation of a GenBank genome assembly. NCBI's taxonomy places the organism in Eukaryota, Fungi, Ascomycota, Dothideomycetes, Dothideales, Saccotheciaceae.